Molecule: messenger RNA, 327 nt
Organism: Lucilia sericata (common green bottle fly)
Lineage: Eukaryota; Metazoa; Arthropoda; Insecta; Diptera; Calliphoridae
Product: proton-coupled amino acid transporter-like protein CG1139
Exons: 3
Source: RefSeq, a predicted model, not a curated record
AUGAGUUUUCAUAAAAGUGAUUCACGUACGCCUUUGGCACCCACAGAAUAUACCAUUCAUACGUUCGGAUAUGGCGGAUGUACGGCUCAACAAGCCGCAGGCUCAACCCUGCCCUUAGUGAUAUCAAGGAAAAAGGGUGGCAGUGCAGAUGAUUCCGAAGAUGUCAAUUAUAAUCCAUUCGAGCACCGGAAAGUCGAGCAUCCAACAUCCGAUACGGAAACCCUAAUCCAUCUGCUCAAGGGUUCAUUGGGUUCCGGUAUUCUGGCUAUGCCUAUGGCAUUCCUCAAUUCCGGUCUAUGGUUUGGUUUAGUCGCCACCUUCUUGUCG